GAAAAGAAUCUCGCCAACAUGAUGGAGAACAUGAAACUGGAACCAGAAGUUCUACGACCCGUUUUGCAUAAAAUGAGUGACAUUUCGAAAAACAGACAAAUUUUUCUGGAUGACAUGAGAAACCGUUUGGAGGAAAUUGUCGAAGAACUUCGAUCGGCAAAAUCUUCCACGGAUUGCCCCGAAAAGAUCCAGAAAUUAGAUAUAAAUGUAUACAAACAACGGCUCGUGAGAUUAUCGCAAAAAAUUCGAGACUUCAAGGAGUCUUGUCAACUAGAGACUUUGUCGCAGGAGCAAAUAACUCUCGAGUCUGAAUUACGCGAAGUUGAAUCGAAUUUACAUAAGUAUCAGAGUGCAACCGAUAGCAAACCGACAUCUGUCACAUCCUCUAACAAAGAAAGUAAAAAGUGCAACGAUUACAAGGGGAUCCAAGACUUUCACGCGUUAAUUGCUAAAACAGGCUACACUGAUAACUGGAGCGAUGAGGAUCAUUUGUUGUUCCUGAAAACGCGAAAAAAAUGUAACAGCAUCGCGUCCCUAGUGACCGCUCUUCAAGUCAAAUGUCCGGAUUUAACUGCGAAAAUUAUAGUGAAUCACGAGGCUUGGUAUAAGAUUUAUCUAAACUUACGUGAGAAACAACGCUCAAGCAUUAAAGAGUGGCGCAAACAAAAAGAAAUGGAGAAAAUGAAAAACUGCAAGAGUGAAAUAGGGAUUGAAAGCUUGAAAGGCACUUCACAAGAAAAAACAAUUUCCAAUGUCACAGAAAAACUUCCGACACGUAGGACUGACAAAUGUGAAAGAACAAUAACGAAGAUUGAUGUCAAUAACACGGAUCGAAAGAAGGAAUUAAUAAAGCGAUGGAAAAUUGACAGAGAGAACAAACGUUUGAUUGACGAGAAGCAAUCGAAGAUUCUGAUCGAGUCGGAACUCACCAUGCUAGAAAAACGUAAGAGAGAAAGAUGGAAGAGCGUUCAAGAAGCUUUGAAGGAAUAUCGUGAGAGAAAAUCGAUAGAAAUUUCUUCCAAAGCUUCGAAAGACAACUCGAGAACGAAACCACAAUACAAUCCGAUGUUGAUUAAGGCUUUUAGGAAACAAGAUGAAGAGUACAUAAACAAAAAGAAAAAUUUAAUAGCGAAACAACAAAAAUCGGCUAAUAAUCGAGUGAUAAAAAAGACAAGAUCACAAUUAAUGAAAAAAAGAGAUUACUCGACUUUGUUGAAUUCGACUGAAGUGUGGAGAGAACGAUACAGAACACAAGAUCUUAAUACGAAUAAGCCGAAAAAACUGCAAUAUAUUAAGGAUGUUCCUCGUUUAUAUGUUCAAUGGAGAAAUAAAGAAUCGGGAGAUCAAGGAUGCCCUGACAUUUUCUAGAAAUCGAUAGUAUUCUUCUUUUAAUCGAAAUAACAAUUAUACCUUGACGAAGAAGGAAGUACAAAUCAAAAACAUUG
Molecule: messenger RNA, 1445 nt
Organism: Cataglyphis hispanica
Lineage: Eukaryota; Metazoa; Arthropoda; Insecta; Hymenoptera; Formicidae
Product: coiled-coil domain-containing protein 112-like
Source: RefSeq, a predicted model, not a curated record